AUGCUCUAGUUAUCUAUUUCUAUUAUUUUAUUAGUUAACUAAAUCAAAUCAUUAAGCUAUUCUUGCUUUAGAUUAUAAAAUGCAUUUAAAUUGUCGUUUAUUACAUCAAUUUUACUUGAUUUUGGGUCUUUGUUAAUUAUGGAGUCUUAUUCUCUAGAUUACGGUUGGGCUUAAUAUGAAAAAACCUCAAGUUUAGAUAACUCUUAUAGGAUAUCAUCUUUAAAAGAUUGUGGUAGAGAAAAAUAAAUAAUUUUGCUUGAAGAAAUAAAAGAAUCGACAACUUUUUUUAAAUUUUCUUAGUUUUUUUCCUAUUCUUAGAUUUUAGAUUUUACAAUAGAUUAUACUUAUUAGUUUAUUUCAUCAUAUUAGAAUGAAUUAGAGUUUAUAAAUAGCUGCUAAAGAUAUUCUUUUUCUGCAGAAUUGUUAUAUUAUGAGGUAAUUUAUGAACAAUUUACCAAGUAUUACUGA
Messenger RNA from Tetrahymena thermophila SB210, 468 nucleotides. RefSeq lists its product as hypothetical. The transcript has a single exon. The record is from RefSeq and is a predicted model, not a curated record. NCBI's taxonomy places the organism in Eukaryota, Ciliophora, Oligohymenophorea, Hymenostomatida, Tetrahymenidae.